AUGGGACUUGAGGGGGUUGUUGCCCUCUCAGAUUCCCUUGCGCCACACAAUGUCCAGGACUCAAUACCUGCCUGGCUCUCCAACCAGCAGAUAUAUGAUCCAGUAUAUCGGCCUACGAAUCCUCUCAGCUGCAAGCGAGAUGUCGACUCAGAUAAUCUUCAAGGGCCCUGGAUCCCUAAUCUAGGAAGAUCCAAGCAAGACACCGAUCAAAGCAGCAUUGCUUCAGUUGACGACGACGUCAGUGUAAGCGACUCUGCGCAUGGAUCUUAUUCUUCCGAGGCCUCAUCUCAGACAUCAUGGACGUCCACAACGGCGUCCAGUGACACCUUCAUGGAUGAGGACGGCAAAGAGCAGCUGCCAAAUCUGACCAAAACCCACUCUCAUCCGGCGCUAGAAUGCCAGGAGCAGAUACCUGGAGGAAUACAAAACAACGAGCAGUCUGCCCUCGGAGCCGGUCGUGGAAAUUGUCCGAUCGACAAUGCAUUUCGAGGCCUUACCGGCGGCGUCUCCAAGUUUUGCCGACGAGCCUGCCCUGGCCGACCACAACAGCCACCUCAGACGAGUUCGAAGCCCUGGUUGUCAGAGGCCAGCUUAGAAACCACUGCGCAACACUGCCGUACUCGAAGAUCAGCAUGCUCAUUAACCAGAUCAUGCCCUCCGAAGCUCAAGCGGGACACGGACGUGACGGAGCAAUUUGUAGCGUUGCUCAUCAUUUUUGCGAAGAGACUCAUUACCGCGAUCUGGCCCUCCUCAGACUGCCCACCCAUGAACACAGAUUGCUUCGGUGCCGGCGUAUUGCCUCUUGAGACUUUCAUCCGGGAGACUCUUCGUCGCUCCAAGACCAGCUUCUCGACUUUACAAGUUGCCUUGUAUUACCUGAUUCUCUUAAAGGCCAGGAUGCCUCAAGGCCAAGUUGCGUCACGGUGCAGAGGCGACACAGCGGAACGAACUCAGUGUCGUGCCAUGCAGUGCGGGCGCCGAAUGUUUCUGUCGGCUCUUAUGCUGGCGUCCAAGUACCUGCAAGAUCGAAACUAUUCGGCUCGCGCCUGGAGCAAAAUUUCCGGCUUGCGGAGCAACGAAAUCAACGAGAACGAGCGGGAGUAUCUUGCAACGAUCAACUACGACCUCCACGUGCCCAAAGACACAUUCGAAAACUGGAGCAAGAUCGUCUUGGUCUUGAGCAAGCUGUCCACUGAGCGCCCCUGUUUCACACCUGGGCUUUUUGAUGCUCAUUUUGGCCCUCCUGGGGCCGGCCUCAAUACCACGUCACUCGCCGCCAUGGUCUCACAAGUAGAUUUGGACGAGAGUCUUCAAUUUGAUCAGCAGAUAUUUACGAGCCAGUGGUGGACGGGGAUACUUCAAAAACUGGAUCCUAGCAUCGUCAAGGAAUCACCACUCGUGGAUCGCUUCCUCCGCGCCAAUCUACCCAGUAACAAGCUGCAUAUCAUUGCAUCUCUGCCACAUUUGAGCAAGGAAGUCAACAGGCCGUUGGAUUACUCCUCAAGCUCGAACUCUGCUACGCCCGGAGAGGAUUUGAACUUUGGAGACCUGAACAAUGCACGCAAUCCCCAAGCGUCCGGCGUUCACGGCUCACAUACUCCCCAGACUCCUGUGCCGAUGAGUCCAGCCAGUGGUCUUCCAUUACCGAGUCGGCCACAGCUUGGAAAUCUGCCAACUCCACAAACCACACCUCGUCUGCAAUACCAGUUUACUGGCGAGAAAACCUGUUCGAGACCGUCGCUUCGUCUAGCUGCAUCGAUGGAUGCCAUGCGUAGCAGCCUGCGGAAGGAGUGCUUCCGCAAGGCAAGUCUGGAACGAUGUCCGCCCCCUCAUCCACAAGAUGUUGUUCUGCCAUCUCUGAAGCACCUGAUGCGUUCUGCAGAGACGAUUCAGGAAUUGCCGAGUAGAACUACAACUCCCUUAACAUCCUCACCGGCGUCGGUGUCAUCAGAUUCGACGUGCUCCACCUCCCGCUCUCGGUCGUCUUCGAUCUCAUCCGUCUCCUCGUGGUCUUCAUCCGGUCCGAUCAUGCCACACGUUCAGAGAAGGACCCCCUGUGGAUUUGGUUCCACGCUGUCUCGAGUUUGCUCGCUGCCUGACAGAUCCUACAAGCCACUUUCGACAGACCGUCCCAUGCCAAAUCGGGACUUCGGGGCCGAGGCGUGCUCUGUAUCAACGAGCGAUCAGACCCCGGCCUCGAUGCUUAGUGACGAAGAUCCCGUCGACGUUCUUCCCUGUCGGUCUCCCGGCGCUACUCCGACAAGUUCUGAAGUUGCUGCUAUACAUGGUCUGAUGUCGCUGUCAACACAGUCCGAGACCUCCAGUCAAAGUGUCACACCAACUCCCCAGCACCUUUCUGAGCAUGCCGUGACCCCGACUUCACAGCUCAAUGGACGGUCGAAACAUCACAAGAGAAAACAUUCCAAGACGGAGCCAACCCUCCAGGCCCAAGUAAGAAGCUUGGUCUGGGAUGGCUCGUGGUCCGUCAACAGCGAUGUCGUUGAAGAUCAUCUACUACCCAGUUAUGGCGCAGUCCAUCGGCAAUUGCAAGCCCCAACGUCGCUCCGGAGGGAAUCCAGAGUGCCAGUGCUGACCCCAAUGAACAACAAACGUCUUUGCUCCCUACAACACACGCCGUCAGCUCUUCAAUUGCCGGAACAACUCGAAAGCAACCUUCUGAUGUGUCGUUGA
Messenger RNA from Cladophialophora carrionii CBS 160.54, 2691 nucleotides. RefSeq lists its product as uncharacterized. Gene Ontology annotation, molecular function: protein kinase binding; cyclin-dependent protein serine/threonine kinase regulator activity. The record is from RefSeq and is a predicted model, not a curated record. Gene Ontology annotation, biological process: regulation of cyclin-dependent protein serine/threonine kinase activity. The transcript has a single exon. Lineage: Eukaryota; Fungi; Ascomycota; Eurotiomycetes; Chaetothyriales; Herpotrichiellaceae. The coding region runs from base 1 to 2691 and encodes 896 amino acids. Gene Ontology annotation, cellular component: nucleus; cyclin-dependent protein kinase holoenzyme complex.